AUGCUCAUCCUUACAACAACAUGGAAUCAUAUCGCUCGUCAGGACUCUUGUAACCACCUCUCAAAUAGAUGCAUGAAAUGUGUCAUAAGUUUUUACACUCUUGAAGAUAUGCUUGCCAUCGUGAAUAUAUUAGACUAUACUUGGUAUGCCAAUGCCGGUGUUUUGAGAUAUGCAUAUCAAAGGACCGACUCAGAUGUAAAACCCCGGCUUGAUUCCCUUUAUCAUCCAUCCCCCCCCCACUUUGGUCUCGAAGACAAACAUACAAACAUACAAACAUACAAACAGCACCUCAGCUACACCCCCCCACCCAGACAUCAAACUCGUUGA
Molecule: messenger RNA, 327 nt
Organism: Nakaseomyces glabratus
Lineage: Eukaryota; Fungi; Ascomycota; Saccharomycetes; Saccharomycetales; Saccharomycetaceae
Source: RefSeq, a predicted model, not a curated record